Messenger RNA from Euleptes europaea (tarantolino), 1014 nucleotides. RefSeq names its product solute carrier family 51 subunit alpha (gene SLC51A). Lineage: Eukaryota; Metazoa; Chordata; Lepidosauria; Squamata; Sphaerodactylidae. Bases 1 to 1014 code for a protein of 337 amino acids. Gene Ontology annotation, cellular component: endoplasmic reticulum membrane; plasma membrane. Gene Ontology annotation, biological process: bile acid and bile salt transport. Gene Ontology annotation, molecular function: transporter activity. The transcript is spliced from 9 exons. The record is from RefSeq and is a predicted model, not a curated record.
AUGGAGGAGCUGGUGACCGACCCCAGAUUCCCCCCUCAACUGAUCCACUUGCUGAUAGACAAUUACAGCAUCCCUGCCGCCUGUUUCUCCAAACCACCAAAGGUUCUGCAACUCCUUCAUGUUCAGACCACCGUUGACCACAGCAUCACUGGCGCGGUGACCUUCCUGACACUGUUUUCCAUCAUCAUCUUCAUCGAAGAAGCUCUGUACCUCUCCAAGAAGGUCCGGUGCCCCGUCAAGAUGAAAACUCUCAUCUGGAGCAGCUCAGCGCCCACUGUGGUCUCGAUAUUCUGCUGUGUCGGUAUCUGGGUGCCCCGCUCCAUAAUGGUGGUGGAGAUGGCCAUUGGCUCGUACUUUGCUGCUUGCUUCUACCUGAUGAUGCUGGUCAUGGUGGAGGGCUUUGGAGGGACAGAGGCCGUGCUCAAGGCCCUGAAGGGCACCCCCAUGGUGAUCAGCACAGGGCCCUGCUGCUGCUGCUGCCCCUGCUGCCCCCGCAUCCUGAUGACCAAGCGAAAGCUGAAGAUCAUGAUCCUGGCUACUUUCCAGUACGCCUUCUUCAAGACAGCCUGCGUCUUCCUCGGCUUGGUCCUGGACACAGAAGGUCUCUACAACCCCUCUGAUAUUUCAGCCGGGAGCGUGGCUCUUUGGAUAAACACUUGCCUUGGGGUGUCCACCCUCUUUGCUCUGUGGGGAUUGGCAGUCCUGUUCCGGCAAGCCAAGGCUCACCUCUCAGAACAGAACAUAGUGGGCAAGUUUGUUUGCUUCCAGGUUCUUCUCAUCCUGACGGCGCUACAGCCUUCCAUUUUCAGUAUCCUGGCAGAUGUGGGCCAGAUAGCCUGCUCUCCGCCCUUCUCCUCCAGAGCAAGGUCACAGCAGAUGAACAUGCAGAUUCUGAUCAUCGAAACCUUCCUGAUGACAGUGCUGGCCAGGAUGUAUUACCGGAAGCCAGAUGGUAGAGCAGCGUACGGUCCAGUUACCCCUCCCGAAAGCAAAGCAGAGACCGGCAGCCACUGA